Molecule: messenger RNA, 2074 nt
Organism: Daucus carota subsp. sativus
Lineage: Eukaryota; Viridiplantae; Streptophyta; Magnoliopsida; Apiales; Apiaceae
Product: nucleobase-ascorbate transporter 2
Exons: 14
Coding region: 262-1836 (524 amino acids)
Biological process (GO): transmembrane transport
Cellular component (GO): membrane
Molecular function (GO): transmembrane transporter activity
Source: RefSeq, a predicted model, not a curated record
AUAUAAAUUAAAUUCCACUUCCACCUUCACUCAUCUCUUGUUUCUUUCCACCCCUUUUUUUCUUUUUCUACUUUUUCCCCCAUUCUUUGAUUCUUUAGCUUUAAUUUUCCUUGGCAUUAUCUAUCUUUUUCACCUCAUAGAUUCACUAAAGUUUCAAUCUUUAUUCUUUCUUGUUCAUCAAUUUGUCAUCUUUGAUUCAUUUCUUGAAACCCCAUUUGAGUAAGAAGAAAGAAAAGGGGUUUAGAGAGGGUUUUAGUAGCUAUGGAAGCUCCAAAAGUUGAAGAGAUUAGCCAUCCUCCAAUGGACCAGCUUCAAGGAUUGGAGUAUUGUAUUGAUUCUAAUCCUUCAUGGGGGGAAGCAAUAGCUUUGGGUUUCCAGCAUUAUAUAUUGGCUUUAGGGACUGCAGUGAUGAUCCCUACAUUUCUUGUUCCUUUGAUGGGUGGAUCUGAUAAUGAUAAAGUGAGGGUGAUACAAACUUUGCUUUUUGUUGGAGGAAUUAAUACACUCAUACAAACGCUUUUCGGAACUCGAUUACCUACUGUCAUUGGAGGUUCUUGGGCAUUCAUGGUCCCCAUAAUGUCAAUUAUUCAUGACAGAUCCUUAACGGCAAUACUUGAUCCUCACGUGCGGUUUCUUAGUACCAUGAGAGCAAUACAAGGUGCUCUAAUAGUAGGAUCAAGCGUGCAGAUAAUUUUGGGUUAUAGUCAGCUCUGGGCUAUAUUUUCCAGAUUUUUCAGUCCACUUGGGAUGGUUCCUGUGGUGGCAUUGGUUGGUUUUGGUUUGUUCGACAGAGGCUUUCCUGUGGUUGGACAAUGUGUGGAAAUAGGUGUUCCAAUGCUUAUCCUAUUUGUUGCCUUCUCCCAGUACCUGAAACACUUUCAGACAAAGCAAGUCCCGAUAUUGGAGCGAUUUGCUCUUCUUAUAUCAGUAGCACUUAUAUGGGCAUAUGCACACCUACUGACAGCCAGCGGUGCAUACAAACAUCAUCCAGAGGAAACUCAAAUGCACUGCCGCACUGAUAAAGCCAAUCUCAUUUCUGCUGCUCCAUGGAUAAAAAUUCCUUACCCACUUCAGUGGGGUGCUCCUACUUUUGAUGCUGGCCAUGCUUUCGGAAUGAUGGCUGCUGUGAUAGUCUCCCUCAUAGAGUCAACAGGAGCAUAUAAGGCAGCUUCUCGUCUGGCAAGUGCUACACCACCUCCAGCUCACGUUCUCAGUCGUGGGAUUGGAUGGCAGGGAAUUGGAAUCCUUUUGGAUGGACUCUUCGGAACACUCACCGGUUCUACUGUCUCUGUGGAAAACGUUGGCCUCCUCGGGAGUACAAGAGUUGGUAGUCGCAGAGUUAUUCAAAUAUCAGCUGGCUUUAUGAUAUUCUUUGCUAUAUUAGGUAAAUUUGGGGCCCUGUUUGCAUCGAUACCCUUCACAAUAUUCGCUGCUAUAUACUGCGUCUUAUUUGGCCUAGUCGCUUCAGUGGGAUUGUCAUUUUUACAAUUCACAAACAUGAACUCUAUGAGAAGCUUGUUCAUUGUUGGUGUGUCCUUCUACCUCGGGUUGUCUAUACCCGAGUACUUCAGGCAGUACACAGCCGGUGCUCUUCAUGGUCCUUCGCACACCAAUGCUGAAUGGUUCAAUGAUUUUCUCAACACGAUAUUCGGAUCAUCACCAACUGUUGCCUUGAUCGUCGCUGUGUUCCUUGACAACACACUCGAGUUCAAAGAAAGUGCGAAGGACAGAGGAAUGUCUUGGUGGGCGAAAUUCAGAAGUUUCAAAGGUGACAGUCGCAAUGAAGAGUUUUACACUCUUCCUUUCAAUCUCAACCGCUUCUUUCCUCCCUCGUAAGUGAUUAAGAAUCGAGACUGAUGUCGAAAACCAAGUCUGAAAAUACAAGCAAGUACCACUGAGGAUGUCAUUAGCGCAAUAUGUUUGCAAAGAGGAGUGACAGUAGAGAUGGCCUGUUUGAAUGAGUGAAUGUUAUCUCUAUCACUCUUUUUUCUUAGUAGGAUUUCAUUUAUUUUUAGCUCAAGUUAUUAGGUUUAUCAAAAUAAAGCGGUGAUUUUUUAAUUUGUUUUUUCUUAUA